Brassica napus (rape) is the source of this 2455-nucleotide messenger RNA. RefSeq lists its product as uncharacterized. The transcript is spliced from 13 exons. The record is from RefSeq and is a predicted model, not a curated record. NCBI's taxonomy places the organism in Eukaryota, Viridiplantae, Streptophyta, Magnoliopsida, Brassicales, Brassicaceae. Bases 150 to 2336 code for a protein of 728 amino acids.
UAUGAGUCGUUGUGAGCCGUUAAUUCACGAUAUUUCGUCUUUAUUCGUAUUGACUGUUUUGGGCGGAGGAAAUCAAAAACUGCCUUCUUCUCCCUUUAUUCAAUGGUUGCUCACCAAUCUGAAUCUCUCGUCUCACCAUACGAUUCACUAUGUUGUCUCUUCGAAGCCUCACUAGCUUCGUCGCUCUCCCAUCGCCAAUCAAUCCCUCUCCCUAUUCGCGUCGUCCCUCAGUUCGCUGCCGUCUCACCGAGGCUGCUGCAGCUUUUGAAGUGGUCUCCGGAGAGUCAGACCGUGCGAUUGCCAGUAGCUUGACUGAGCUCCAAAACGGCGGUGGCUGGAAGGUGGAACCAGAGCAGCUUCCUCCUCCCACGGCGGAAGAUGGCGGCGAAGGAGAAGCUGAAAAGGAAGAAGAGAGGAUUUCGAGUGUCCAUGUUCCUCGUGAGAAGUACAUCAACGUCUCCAAGUCUGAUCUCGUUAACGCCGUUGUAACGACGUUACUCGAUUCACAAGACGGAGACGCUGACAUCUUUCUCCUCCUUGCCACGUGCUUGGACUCUAUCCUUCACGCGGAGCACAAGAAGGUCUUAGAGCAGAUGAGAGCCGAUUUCGUCGCCACUCAGUCUCUCGAGAAGGUAAACAUUGGUGACGAUGAGAGCUCUACUACUUCAGGUAGAGAGACUGACUCAGAUGAUGAAACAAAUAAAACUGAACCUGGGAGUGUUGUUAAUGGAUACGAGGGUUUAUCAUUCCCUCUGGCUGAUGGUUUUGAUAUUUGGAACUUUUUGAUUUCCACUGGUAAACAAGCAAAGAGACGUUCUGCUGAAAGUGUUACUGCUGCGACUCGGUUCCAGCGUUCCUUUAUUCAGCUUCUCGACAGUGCCGGUUUUGAAGAGCUUUCUGCUAGGGAUUUGGCUUUGACGUCGGCUCUCAACACGGAUUACCUUCUUACUUUGCCUGUUUACGUUGAUUGGAACAAGGCAUCAGAGUCCAAUGCUAUUGUUUUCAGGCGUGGAUAUGCAACUGAGAAGCAGAAGGGUUUGUUACUUGUGGAGAAGCUAGACUAUAUCCAGUCUGUAGUUCUACGAGGAAUCUUCUCUACUAUUUCAAAACCCCUGAGAAAAGUUGGAAAAUUGAUAAACAAGGCAUUAAGUGAGGCUUCCCAAACUCAAGAAAUUCAAGAUUUGUCAGAGAGAGUGAAAAUUUGGCUCAAGGAGUUGUCUCUUUUCAAGGAAUCAUAUCUAGACCUAGCCCAAACCUCUGAUAAGUUCUUGGAAGGUGAUUCCCUCUCAGAUUCAGUCCUCCCCAUGCGUCUAGCAGCAAAAAGAGCAGUCAGUCGCUAUGAAGGGCUUCUCACACCUGUUGGUCCUCGUGAAAGGCUCUUCAGAAAGUUGCUCACGUGGAUUGGUUUCAUCUCUCCUGGUUAUGAAACACCAUUCCAGCUAGCUAAUGAUAGUAAUGCAUCAGAACCGUAUCUGAGGCCAAUAUCCUUGUCAAGGAUGACACUAGGUGAUAUAUGGAAACCUGCUUCAAAGAAAGCCUGUGGAAAUGAUAUGUGGAAAAGGAUAAAAACUUCGAUUUCCAUUCUAUUAUCACCCUCAACGCUGCAGGAGCCUGCAUUUGAGGAACUAAUUUUGCUUUACACGAUGGAUGCGGGUGAAAAAGGUGACAAGAAUGAAGAUGAAACCCGAUCAUCAUUACAACUGGAGAUAUUUGAAAGAAUUCCAAUUCCUGAUUUGCCUGUAAUUUUCCCUCACAGGAAGCUUUACUUCCGCAUCAUAGAUACAGUGCGUUUGGAUAUCGCCAGUAUUUUGGGACUUACGGCAUACUUUGUGAACUACAAGUUUGAGAACAUCUCAUCAUCCCCGUCAGCAUUCUUUCUUGAUGUGAUCGCCGUCACUGCUCUGGUAAUCUACGCAACACGUGUGGUUUUGGGUUACAAGCAGACAUGGGACAGAUAUCAAUUGCUAGUAAACAAGACGCUUUAUGAGAAAACCUUAGCCAGUGGCUUUGGCUCUGUUCACUUCCUUUUGGAUGCCUCGGAGCAGCAACAGUACAAGGAGUCAAUAUUGACAUAUGCAAUUAUCCUUCAAGCCGGAAAGAAUCAGGUUCUACAUAAUGCCAUGUCUUACCAGGGAGUUCAAGAUAGAUGCGAGAGAUUCUUGUAUGACAAUUUCAAAAUAAAGGUUGAGAUGCGAGUAGAAAAAGCUAUAAGCACGUUGGUGAGACUUGGUCUAGUAACAGAGACAUUAAUCGAUGGCAAGACCAAGCUACAAGCUGUUCCUUGUCCUCAGGCUUAUGUCUCUCUUAAAGAAAUUUGGAACGGUCUUCUUGGUUGAUCCAGUAACAUUUUUUUGCUUUUGUUGUAACAAUAUCUCAACAGUAAAAACCCGAAUAGGUUGUUUAUACAUAAACAUAAUCUACUAACAUAAUAAAGUUCAUCUUCUCUCUUGUGAUA